AUGCCGGCAUAUCACUCCUCAUUCAACGAGCUCCCUGACACCCGUACCGUCGGCAACCUUGGUAUCCUCCCCAUUAAGACCAAGUUUCGUGGACCCGCUCCUCUCGCGGACCCCGCUGAGGCCGACAUCAUCGACGAGACACUGGAUCUCUUCCGUGCCAACUCUCUCUUCCGCAACUUUGAGAUCAAGGGCCCCGCCGAUCGCCUCCUCAUCAUCCUCAUCCUCUUCGUAUCCGACUGCCUAGCGAAGAUCGGUACCGCGCGUACGGUCCCGAACCAGAUAGAUGCCAACAAGUCACUCAACACACUCGCCGUGGACAACUUCCCCAUCCCUGGUGAUGCCAACUUCCCUUUGAACGCGCACUAUGCAACCCCAGAAAGUAGGGCGGAUGCUGAGUACCUGAGGGGCUACCUCACUCAAACACGGCAAGAGCUUGCGGCUCGUCUCAUCGAGAAGCUCUACGCGGACGGCACAGGGAAGCCCAGCAAGUGGUGGAUGUCGUUCCAGAAGCGGCGCUUCAUGAACCGCAGUUUGGGCACGCAGUAG
Molecule: messenger RNA, 546 nt
Organism: Trametes versicolor FP-101664 SS1
Lineage: Eukaryota; Fungi; Basidiomycota; Agaricomycetes; Polyporales; Polyporaceae
Product: actin-like protein ARPC3
Exons: 4
Coding region: 1-546 (181 amino acids)
Biological process (GO): Arp2/3 complex-mediated actin nucleation; regulation of actin filament polymerization
Cellular component (GO): cytoskeleton; Arp2/3 protein complex
Molecular function (GO): actin filament binding
Source: RefSeq, a predicted model, not a curated record